AUGGCGUGGGAGCCACACUGGGAAUUUUUGGGAUUUUCCUGCCUCGUCCUGCUCCGAUCCCGACUUUCCCUGGCGCAGCUGAUCGAGGCCACCACGGCGCCUCCCAAGAAGAAGCCGGACCCGGUGACGUCGGAGACCGUGGUGAUCUGGGGGCUGCGCCUGUGGCAGGUGGUCGGGAUCUUCGCCCUCUUCGUCCUCUCCAUCAUUAUCACCCUGUGCUGCAUCUUCAAGUGCCGGAUCCCGCGCACGCGGAAGGAGAUCGAGGCGCGCUACGCCCAGCGCCAGGCGGCCAAAAACUACGCGGACAAACUGGAGACCGUGCCGCCCCUGGGGGAGCUCACCGAGAUCCCCGGAGUGGACAAGGCUCAGGGAAAGAAGGAUGGAUCCAAAGACUCCAAGAAAAAGGACGGGGAGAAGGAGCAGAAGGAAGAAUCCAAAAAGGAA
Molecule: messenger RNA, 444 nt
Organism: Melospiza georgiana
Lineage: Eukaryota; Metazoa; Chordata; Aves; Passeriformes; Passerellidae
Gene: TMIE
Product: transmembrane inner ear
Exons: 4
Source: RefSeq, a predicted model, not a curated record